This is a messenger RNA of Rubroshorea leprosula, 834 nucleotides long. NCBI's taxonomy places the organism in Eukaryota, Viridiplantae, Streptophyta, Magnoliopsida, Malvales, Dipterocarpaceae. The record is from the annotation of a GenBank genome assembly.
AUGGACAAUUUUUUUUGCCGACAUAUCUCUAAUUUGCUCCCCUAGACUACUUAUUUCCCCAAAACCUCACUCGCCAGAAAGCUCCCACCAUUAUAGCACAAAGAUCCAAACAGGCGCAAAAAAAAAAAAAAAAAAAAACAAAGACAAAAACAAAACAAAAACAAUCAUUUCUUCCAUUUUCUCACUAUUUUUGAUGACUGCUCUUUUCCAUCGCUGAAAGAGAAGGUCAAGGAUAAGCUGAAAUCAUCGAUUUGCUGUUUCCGUAUGAUGGAUAACGGCAAGGCAACAAUGAUAGACCUGGACGAGUUGAAGCUGAGGAUGCCGCAGUCGCUGUACACUUGGCUUAAAUUGACGGCGCAUGAACUGGAGAUCAAGGACAAGCGCAAGAAUCUGAUCGGCAGAAUCGGGAAGCAAGGAGGUCACAGGCAGCACGGUUCGUCCGAUUUCAACAACGAUCCUUUGAGCUACAGGCUGAACUUUGAGGAUGAAGCGAGCUGGGCAAACGAGAUGCCGGUUAUUAGCUUCUCAUCCCGACUUCGUUCCUCACCGGAGCGGAUCAUUGAGACCGACUGCAAAAACGAGCCUUCUGUGUUGGCAAUGAGGUAGAUCGUUCUGUAUUGCUGACGGGCACAGAUUCAUUCGAUUUAUUCAACUAAUAAAAAAAAAAUUCAGAAAUUUGGAGGAAUAUUGUAAUCAUCGGAUCGGACAUCGGAAUAAAGAAUGACUUUAUUCUAGAUUUUUGGGUGAGUUUUUGGGGAAAUAAAGAUUGUCUUCGUGAAUGGCAGGGGCUUUCCAGUGCGUGAGGUUUUGGGGAAAUAAGUAGUCCAAGUGAGC